CAGUUGUCAGCUGUACCCUGCUGGUGUUUCUUCCUUUUAUAGUCAGCAGCAGUUGCUCUCGCUCUCACCCAGCCCCUCUCUGGGGGCUCCUGCCCAGGAUAAAAGGGGCAGGAGGCAGCCCAGGCUCCCAUCUUAUUUCCCCGGUGCUCCACGUCUCUCGAUUCCUUUCUAGGUCCUACCUCCUCGGAAGAGCCCAAUAGGACAACAUGCCUCCCAAGAAGCCUGAGCCUAAGAAGGAGGUGGCCAAGCCAGCCACAGCCCCGGCCCCGUCUCCUGCCCCACCUCCUGAGCCCCUCAAGGAACCUGCCUUUGACCCCAAGAGCGUAAAGGCCAUCAGUUAUGGCCCAGCGGUUAGGGGGCUGGUGUGUGGCUCUCAGCCCAUGUUGUCGCCUUUCCUUCUCAUCUGCGCCCUUACCCUGAGCUCCUGCUUGGAGGUAGAAGCUGAUCAGCCCCUAGUUACUGCCUUCGCUUGGCCCCAGGGGGCUGCAGUCAGUCUUUUCUCUGCAGAGUUCAAAGAGGCCUUUUCGUUGUUUGACCGGACCCCGACUGGAGAGCUGAAGAUCACCUAUGGGCAGUGUGGGGACGUGCUGCGAGCCCUGGGCCAGAACCCCACCAACGCCGAGGUGCUGCGUGUCCUGGGCAAGCCCAAGCCAGAAGAGAUGAAUUCCAAGAUGCUGGACUUUGAGACCUUCCUGCCCAUCCUGCAGCACAUCUCCCGAAACAAGGAGCAGGGCACCUACGAGGACUUCGUGGAGGGGCUGCGCGUGUUUGACAAGGAGAGCAACGGCACGGUCAUGGGCGCCGAGCUUCGCCACGUCCUUGCUACCCUGGGAGAAAAGAUGAGUGAGGCUGAAGUGGAGCAGCUGUUGGCAGGUCAGGAGGAUGCCAAUGGCUGCAUCAACUACGAAGCCUUUGUCAAGCACAUCAUGUCUGGGUGAAGCAGAUCCCUCCAGGGUGCCUGGCCCGGGGCCUUAGCCCAGGUGAGUUACCAAGAGGCCCAGAGUGACUGAGCCGGAGCUGGAGUCCUGGACUUUCCCCUGCAUGGCAGCCCUGGGGACUCCAAGGGCCCACAGUCCUUGCCAUAAAUAAACAGCUUCAGCAAGGCCGGGCCGAGGUCCCAACCAGCCUCUGAGUUGUUUAUUAAAGCCAAUUAAUUCGU
Molecule: messenger RNA, 1159 nt
Organism: Odocoileus virginianus texanus
Lineage: Eukaryota; Metazoa; Chordata; Mammalia; Artiodactyla; Cervidae
Source: RefSeq, a predicted model, not a curated record